ACCAAGCCUGCCAUCAAAGCCACUACCUCGAGUGCGCCGCGGAAGGCAAACCGUUACGCAAACAAGCUUUACUUUCGCGCGCUCCGGCGUUGCACUAUCCUCAUAAUAUAAUCCCUUGCAACGACCCUUUAAAUUGCAUUAACCCUCGUUCAGCAAAGGCGCGUCUAUAGCAAGAAACCUUUCGACACCUGGUACAAGGGCUCCGCACACCGACCCGAAGUCGAUUGCUUCUGAAGGCAUAGGCAUGUACGCACGUCUUGGACAUAUGCCGGGGCGCUCAGCAGCUGUUCUUCUGCUGGUAGCCGCGGUUCUAUUCGCAGGUACCAACGCCGGCCUGCUCGACCCUCUGACCGGCUCUGGAUCGCAGAAGCAGCAGCAGAGCGUGCUAGACCGGAUCAAGGACGCCAAAUCCAACCUGCAAGAUAAGUUCAAUGCCGGCGCCACUUCGACCUUGCAGGACAAGAUCAAGGAUGCCGUCGCUGACCUGCAAAACCAGGUCUCCGGCACCAGCGCCACCGACCUGCAGGAUAAGCUGAACGCUGCCGCCUCUGACCUGCAAGACAAGCUGAAGGGCGCCGCCGCCGACCUGCAAGACAAGAUACAUCAACAGCAGCACGGCGACCAAGGCGGCCGCGAGCAGCACAGCGACCGAUGGAACAUCUCAUCAGCCGUUGAGGGGCUCAACCAAACGCGCAGCCAGUGGGACCGCCUGAACCGGACGCAGCCCUUCCGCAACAUCAAUUCCACCUUCUCCCGCGUCAACUCCACCCUCUCCCGCGUCAACGUCACUGAGGUCAUUGGUCGCAUCAACGCCACGCUCGCCCGCCUCAACCGCACGCACCCCGCCGACUGGGGCAACUGGACCGGCCCCGCCCACGGUGCCGCCGGCGCCGGCAACCUCAUCUGGGUCGGCGUGUUGGACCUCCUGAACCGCACCCUCUCCAACGCCACCAACCACAGCUGCUGGAACCUCACUGAUGUCUUUGACCGCCUGAACGCCACCCGCCCGCCGCCCGCCUGGGCCAACGCCACCCGCUGGAACGCCACGGACCUCAGCCACCGCCUCAACGCCACGCGGCCCCCCGGAGGCGACUCGGCCCGCGGCAACUUCUCUUGGGGCUCGGUCCUGGACCUGCUGCUCAACCAGACGCUCAGCGGCCGCAACAACACCAUCACCGACUGGCUGCAUCGGCGCAACCGCACACGCCCCUGCCUGAAUGACACCAGCCGCCCGCAGCAACGCCCGCCCCGCAACCUGAGUGAUGACGUGGCCCAGCUUAACAGCAACGCCCGCGGAACUGGUAACGGCAACGGUGAUGAGCGGCCCCGCAACGGCAGUGGCGACGGCAACGGCAACCGCCGCAAUGGGACCAAUCCCGAUGGCGGCAACCGCCGCAAUCAGACCAAACCCGACGGAGGCAGCCGCCGCAACGCGACCAACCCCGACGGAGGCAGAGGGAACGGCAACGGCAACAGCAAGGACCGCGACAACCUGGCGGCCCAGGUCGUCCGACGCCUUGACGCCACCAUCUCCGACCUCAUUGACACUCUGCAGUCCGCUCGCGCUGACCUGCGCGACGGCGCUGAGGCCCUGCGUGUCGCCGACACCGCUGCCUCCCAUCUGUCCCAGCUGCUAGCACGUGGCGCUGCUGCUGGCGAGGGUGCCUCCCUGGUUGAUGACGCCACUGACGACAGCGCCGGCGACAGCCUGCGUGACGCCCUGGACUCCCUGUCAGGCCUGUUGGGCAAUGCGUCCGUCGUCGCCGGGAACGGUGUAGCUGCCACCGGCGCCGCCUCCAAGUUUGAGGCUGAUUCGCUGCUGUCAAAGCUGAAUGAUUUGGUGAACGCCAGUCCUGUGAACAGCACCUGCGACACCGCCACUGACCUGCUAGACAAGCUGCAUCACGUGCUGGACACCGGCGGGGCGGAUGCGGUGGCGGGUGCGGUAAAGGACGCCGGCAGCGGCAUUGCAGGUGCCGUCAUGGACGCCGCCACAAGCACAGCCUCUGACGGCAGCGCUCGCGCGGCCGCCGGCGGCACGGAUGCUGGCGCCAUGAAAGGCGCGGCUGACGCCGCGAAGGAUGCAGUCACCAGCAGCGCAGCCGCUGGUUCCAUCAAGGACGCCGCCGCCCAUGGCAGCGCCGGUUCGGACGUCGUUGACACGAUCAAAGACACCCUCACCGAUGUUGGGGGCACUGUGAAGGAUGCCGCAACCACCGCCGCCGCCAGCGCGGGCGGGACCGCGGGUGAUGCUACUGACGCGGCGGCCCUGGGCGCGGCGCCUGCAUUGCUGGAUCAGAUGCAGCAAGCGCUGGACGAUGUGCUGGCUGCUGAUGGUACGGCGGUUCGUAGUGACCUUGUGGAUCCGCUGCGGGAGGCGCUGACGACCAACGGCGCUGACGGCACUGCUGGUGCGGCGGGCGCGACAGGUGAUGCAGUCAAGAACGUUGUGGCGGAGCAGGUGAAGGGCCUGUUUGGUGGCUGGGGCCGCGGUGGGCACCACCAGAGUCACUACCGGCAUCACGCGCGCCGCCACAGCUCUCGCCGCCUGAUGGCCUAGAUGGCCGCGUGUGAGUGCCAAGAGUGUUUAAGGCUGCGAGAACUUUGAUAAUGAAUGAGAUGCAGGAUGAAUUAGCAAACACAUGAACGCGUGUGUGUGCGUGCGCAGUAAUGUACGGAUGGGCCUCCAGGCCCGGUUUGCCUCCUCGAUGAUUUGCGCACGGAAAAGCAUGCUUGACUUGCCCUGCCACCGCUGCCAUGGUCUGAGUGCAGAAGUGUAAGGGCCCGCCAGCGCGCCCUGCUAUAGGGGAAUCGGAUAGUAGCAUUUCUGUUUGCAGGUGAAUUCAUAAGCUUAGGCCGGACUGUGCGAAUCCGCAGCGUUGUCUGCCAGAGACCAUGAGAUCUGAUCGUGUGCGCGCUAGACUAGGCAAGGUUGAAUGACAGGCGGGUCUGACGCUGAGCAUAAGCGCAUGGCACCGUGCUAGCAAAUGUUGAGUGCUGAUGGCGGUGUCAUCAGCUUGUCUGCACUACAAGUAGGCAGGUGGUGUGGCUGCAACACAGCCGGUUGCCACGCGCUUAGUGAGAACAGCUUUCAAUCAAUCGCGCCAACAAGCUGAAGCAACAUAGUGCGUAUAGGAAAGUGUCAAAG
This is a messenger RNA of Chlamydomonas reinhardtii, 3148 nucleotides long. RefSeq lists its product as uncharacterized. The transcript is spliced from 3 exons. The record is from RefSeq and is a predicted model, not a curated record. Lineage: Eukaryota; Viridiplantae; Chlorophyta; Chlorophyceae; Chlamydomonadales; Chlamydomonadaceae. Bases 245 to 2560 code for a protein of 771 amino acids.